Messenger RNA from Phycomyces blakesleeanus NRRL 1555(-), 966 nucleotides. RefSeq lists its product as hypothetical. The coding region runs from base 1 to 966 and encodes 321 amino acids. The transcript is spliced from 6 exons. The record is from RefSeq and is a predicted model, not a curated record. Lineage: Eukaryota; Fungi; Mucoromycota; Mucoromycetes; Mucorales; Phycomycetaceae.
AUGUUCAAUAAUACCUAUCCCCAAACCGAAGAUACUGGCUUUAACGGUGUCCCUGAGUUGUUUAAUACACAUCUUUAUCAGCUCACCCAAGGUCAACCUGAGUUCUCUGAUACUGUCAUGAUAGAUGCUUCUCUCAUCAGUGAUGCGCUCAAUCCUGCUGUCCUAGGGCAAAACUCUAGAUCACAACCCUUGAUUUGGCAAGAACUGAAUAGGCUGGCUUUUUUGAACCUGCAACAAUCCAGGGGUUAUAGAAGCCCAGACCCACUAUACACCGGUGAAUUUUUAUACAGUCAAAAUCUCAGGGCGGGAGAAAGUUUGCCUUUGAGCCUUGGUACACCCGAUUUCAACCAGAGUCCAAACAUCAGUAGCUCCUUUUCUCAACCUAGCCUCAGUCCUAGCUCUCACCAAAGUCAAUUGUCAGUUUCUGACUCGUGUUAUGAGAGUACUGCUGAUGAAAUGGUCGAAAGCUUGUUUUCUCGUGCUACCAAGAACCUUAAUCAAACUGGUGGCGAUGCUGGUAUUGGCUCUUGUACCCAGUCGUCGCGUCAUUGUCAAACUCCGGUUUCUUCUUCGGUUUAUUCACCAUCCUCUGAGUUUCAGCCAGACUGUCCAAAUAUUCCCCAAGCUGUGGCAAGAAAGAGUGGCAAACGAAAGAGCAAAGAACCUAUUGGGAAAAGCUUUAUUAAUUAUCCAUAUAAUGGAAAGACAGUGAUGCAUCUGGUGGCUCAGCAAAACUAUACAGAUGUAGUCAGUGUGACUUCUCGAAUGCUCGCAAUUAUGCCAUUUUCUAUAGAGUCAGAGCUAAAAGUAGAGAACCCGUUGUCGAGUGAAAAUUCUAAAUUUUCACUUACUUUUGCUUUACUCGGCGAUUUAAAUUACAAUGAAAAGAUCAGUCUAGCAAAAUAUCACAUCCCAACGUGUUCUCUAGUAAUGUGUAGCUUCACAUUACUUGAAGGGUUUGCAUAG